UCCAAAGUUGGAUGGAGAGAAAACAAAAACACACGCAUCUUCUUUGGACCUUAAUCAAUCUCCUUGACCUAAACCCUUGGCAGGUGGGUUUUUGAGAUGAGCUCUUCAAACUCACCUAGUCGAUCUCGAGGAGAGAGGGCAAGAACUUUUGACGGUGAAGCAAAGAGGAUGUGCUGGGCCAAGGCUGAGACGGUACCCGGUCGACAUCCUGAACGCUGGCGAAAAGAUUCCGCUGGAAACAUUCUCUGCAAACGCCUCUUCAACUGUCAAGGCUGUCUUUGCUUUGAGUAUGACCACAUCAUUCCAUUUUCCAAAGGGGGUGAGUCCAUAGCGGAGAAUUGCCAGAUCCUCCAGACAAGGGUGAACAGGCUUAAAGCCAACAAGGAUGAGAUUGAUAUUAGUCAGUUAAAAGACUACUCCUGUGAUAUCAAGUUCACUGGUAUUUGCUGUUUAUCCAUGUUUAAAAUGCCCUUAGCUCUGCUUGAUAAGGAGCUCGAUAUUAUUGAAAUGGCUGUUUAUGGGGAUGUUAUCCGACCUGGAAACCAAUGCCGUUGUAGAACUGUUGCUGAAGUGCUAGGCCAAUAUAAGUCAAAGGACCGGGCUGCUCCCUGCAAGUUACCAUAUGCUGAUGAAUCCUUAUAGCAGGCAGUGAAGGGAACCUUACAUUUCUCAGUUGUAUUGUCUGUGCAAGUCAUUAAUAUUGUUGUAUUUCAAUGGCUUCAAUUGAAGUUCAAUUUAUUAUGUAGCUCAGCAGCUAAUUGAGUGAAUUGUUGUAGCCUUGGUGGAUGAAGUGUCCUUAGUUAAGACUCCAUGGAAUUUCUCAAGAUGGAAGGCGAAUAAUGCUAAAGCCAUUUGCACUCU
Molecule: messenger RNA, 861 nt
Organism: Solanum dulcamara
Lineage: Eukaryota; Viridiplantae; Streptophyta; Magnoliopsida; Solanales; Solanaceae
Exons: 4
Coding region: 97-642 (181 amino acids)
Source: RefSeq, a predicted model, not a curated record